Messenger RNA from Angiostrongylus costaricensis, 321 nucleotides. Lineage: Eukaryota; Metazoa; Nematoda; Chromadorea; Rhabditida; Metastrongylidae. The record is from the annotation of a GenBank genome assembly.
AAACCGGAAUCCAAAGUGAUUUAUGACGAGGUUCACAAGCAUCCUGUUGUGGUGUACACAAAAGACCAUUCGAUGGAUGAGCUAAAUGAUGAUGGGAUCCUGUAUGUGGAGAGGAAUAUAAACGAUGCUAUGACCGCUCAAAAUAAAAAAAGACUGGUGGAUUUGACUAAGUGUAGGACUUUGCCUCAAAUUUUCGUGUGUGGAAGGUUUCUUUGUGGAUAUACUGAGUUGGAAGCUCAUAGACCGGACCUAAUAGAGCAAUGUUCAAACGAUGGAGUGACAUUCAAACCAGGCAUUGAUAUUGUCGCGUCAAAAAUCUAG